Molecule: messenger RNA, 1185 nt
Organism: Thelazia callipaeda (thelaziosis nematode)
Lineage: Eukaryota; Metazoa; Nematoda; Chromadorea; Rhabditida; Thelaziidae
Source: the annotation of a GenBank genome assembly
AUGGCUCGUAAUGGAAAUUUCCUGCACUUUGGUACCAAUGCUAUUCAUGCUGGACAGGAACCUGAACAGUGGGAAAUGAAUCAGGUUAUUCCACCAGUUUCAUUGUCCACUACAUAUAAACAACCGGAACCAGGGAAACCAAAGAAGUAUGACUACUCGCGUGCGGGUAAUCCAUCACGCGAUGUACUAGAAAAAUGUUUAUCUACUUUGGAAGAUGCAGAAUGCUGUCGAGUAUAUGCAUCUGGCUUAGCUGCAACAAUGGCAAUCAUAAAUUUUCUAAAAGCAGGCGAUCAUGUUGUUUGCAAUAAUGAUGUCUAUGGUGGCACUCAACGUUACUUUCGGAAAAUUUCGGUUUCACAUCAUGGUUUAGAUGUUUCUUUUGUUGAUAUGACUGAUUCAAAAGCGUUAAGCAAAGCUUUGAAAAACAAUACAAAGAUGGUAUGGUUUGAAACUCCGUCAAAUCCAUUGCUAACCAUAAUAGACAUUGCAGCUGUUACAGCGGUUAUUAAAGGUUUCAAAAGUGAUAUCCUUGUGGUUGUUGACAAUACUUUCAUGUCUCCGUACUUCCAACAUCCGCUUUUACUCGGAGCUGAUAUUGUGCUCCAUUCAAUCACAAAGUACAUAAACGGACAUUCGGAUGUUGUGAUGGGUGCUGUGAUGACAAAUAUAAAAGCAUUAGAUGAACAUUUUCACUUUCAGCAACUCGCGGUUGGAGCUGUACCGUCACCAUUUGAUUGCUAUUUAGUCAAUCGUGGCUUAAAAACAUUGCACAUUAGAAUGCAAGCUCAUAUGGCGAAUGCUCUACAAAUAGCUAAGUUUCUAGAAAACAACCCUAGAGUCGUACGAGUUUUAUAUCCGGAGCUUGAAUCUCAUCCACAAUAUCACAUUCAUAAAAAACAGACUAAAGGAAUGAGUGGGAUGAUUUCGUUUUAUCUGAAAGGAGGAUCUGAGGAAUCUCAAAAAUUUUUAUCAAAUUUAAAGAUUUUUGCUUUGGCUGAAUCACUGGGUGGUUUCGAAAGCCUUGCAGAGCUCCCUGCUGUAAUGACUCAUGCAUCAGUUUCACUAGAAGAUCGGAUAAAGCUGGGUAUCACCAAUAACUUAAUACGGUUGUCAGUGGGUAUUGAAGAUGUAGAAGACUUGAUUCAAGAUCUUGAUCAAGCACUCAAAAAAGUAGUUUUGCUGUAA